Molecule: messenger RNA, 3372 nt
Organism: Ictidomys tridecemlineatus (thirteen-lined ground squirrel)
Lineage: Eukaryota; Metazoa; Chordata; Mammalia; Rodentia; Sciuridae
Gene: Jph4
Product: junctophilin 4
Biological process (GO): regulation of synaptic plasticity
Cellular component (GO): junctional membrane complex; endoplasmic reticulum membrane; plasma membrane
Source: RefSeq, a predicted model, not a curated record
UACGGCGUGUGCACCGGGCCUGGCGCCCAGGGCGAGUACAGCGGCUGCUGGGCGCACGGCUUCGAAUCAUUGGGCGUCUUCACCGGGCCCGGCGGACACAGCUACCAGGGCCACUGGCAACAGGGCAAGCGCGAAGGGCUGGGCGUGGAGCGCAAGAGCCGCUGGACGUACCGCGGCGAGUGGCUGGGCGGGCUGAAGGGGCGCAGCGGCGUGUGGGAGAGCGUGUCCGGCCUGCGCUACGCCGGGCUCUGGAAGGACGGCUUCCAGGACGGCUACGGCACCGAGACCUACUCCGACGGAGGCACCUACCAGGGCCAGUGGCAGUCUGGGAAGCGCCACGGCUACGGGGUACGACAGAGUGUGCCCUACCAUCAGGCGGCGCUGCUGCGCUCGCCCCGCCGCACCUCCCUGGACUCCGGCCACAGCGACCCCCCGACGCCGCCCCCACCCCUGCCCCUACCAGGCGACGAGGGAGGCAGCCCAGCCUCGGGCUCCCGGGGUGGCUUCGUGCUGGCCGGGCCAGGGGACACCGACGGCGCGUCCUCCCGAAAGCGCACACCUGCGACUGGUGGAUUCUUCCGCCGAUCACUGCUGCUCAGUGGGCUCCGGGCGGGCGGGCGGCGCAGCUCCCUGGGCAGCAAGCGGGGUUCCCUACGAAGCGAAGUGAGCAGCGAGGUGGGCAGCACAGGACCCCCAGGCUCCGAGGCCAGUGGGCCCCCAGUCCCAGCACCUCCUGCCCUCAUCGAGGGCUCGGCCACUGAAGUGUACGCAGGCGAGUGGCGUGCUGACCGGCGCAGCGGCUAUGGCGUGAGCCAACGCUCCAACGGGCUGCGCUACGAGGGCGAGUGGCUGGGUAACCGGCGGCACGGCUACGGGCGUACCACCCGCCCCGACGGCUCCCGUGAGGAGGGCAAGUACAAGCGCAAUCGGCUGGUGCACGGGGGCCGUGUUCGCAGCCUCCUGCCUCUGGCCCUGCGGCGGGGCAAAGUCAAGGAGAAGGUGGACAGGGCUGUUGAGGGCGCCCGUCGAGCCGUGAGUGCUGCCCGCCAGCGUCAGGAGAUCGCCGCUGCCAGGGCAGCAGAUGCCCUCCUAAAGGCAGUGGCAGCCAGCAGUGUCGCAGAGAAGGCUGUGGAGGCAGCGCGGAUGGCGAAACUGAUAGCCCAGGACCUUCAACCCAUGCUGGAGGCCCCAGGUCGCAGACCCAGGCAGGAUUCGGAAGGUUCCGACACAGAGCCCUUGGAUGAGGACAGCCCUGGGGUGUGUGAGAAUGGACUGACCCCUUCAGAAGGCUCUCCUGAGCUGCCCAGCAGUCCUGCCUCCUCCCGCCAACCCUGGCGACACCCUGCCUGCCAGAGCCCACUGCCUCCUAGAGGGGACUGGGGUCCCUUCUCCAGCCCCAAAGCUUGGCCUGAGGAAUGGGGGGGGCCAGGUGAGCAGGCAGAGGAACUGGCUGGUUAUGAGGCUGAGGAUGAGGCUGGGAUGCAGGGCCCAGGGCCCAGAGACGGUUCACCGCUCCUCGGAGGCUGCAGUGACAGUUCAGGAAGCCUUCGAGAGGAAGAGGGGGAAGAUGAAGAGCCCAUGCCCCAGCUGAGGGCCCCAGGAGGCUCGGAGCCUGACCCUGUUACCAUGCCGGUCCUGAGGGGCCCAUCUUCGAGGGGUCCUGAUGCCGGGUGCCUGAUGGAAGAGUUUGAAGAGCCUGCUGCGACUGACAGGCCUGCCCAGCGGGGAGCUGCCAACCCCCUGGUGGUGGGAGCCAUAGCCCUCCUGGACCUCAGCCUGGCGUUCCUGUUCUCCCAGCUCCUCACCUGAGGCUACUUCCUGGCCAAGCUCUGGCUUUGGUUGCCUGCCUCUUCACCCCUUUGACCUGCCUUUUUCUCUUUUCCUCCCCCUAGUUGUUUUUGUUCCUAUAUUUCCUUCUCCUUUUCCUUUCUCUUCUGUCCUACUUUAUUUUUGUUUCUUGCUUUUUCCUUCCCUCUCUUCUUUCAGCGUAUCUCAUUUACUCUAGAUCUGUGUCUGUCUUCCUCACUCCCUUCCCCACCUCAACCUCCUCUUUCUCUAGAUUGUUUACAUAUGAAGGGCUUUUCUCUCUCAGAGUUGCCGUCUUCUCUGAGACACAUAAAUCUAAGUCAGACCAUUGCCCCUACACCCUUUCCACCUUUUCUUUAAACCUAAAUUUCACCAAGGGUGGGGGUUUGGUGUCCUGAGGAGUCUCCCAAAAGCUGAGCGCAUAGGAGGAAAGCAAUGGAGAAGGGAGUGAUUAAAUGCUGGACAGGGUGCUGGCUGAGCCACUGUGGCUUCCUGGCCCAAGCUGAAAAGGCUGAAGGAGGUGCCACCUCCACUUGUCACCUUGGAGGACAGUGUCUCCCCUCCCAGCACCCAGUUAGGUUCUUGGCUCACUGAUCCUUCCCAGAGGGAGAAAAAGGAAAGUGAACAAUAGAAUAACUCCCUAGAUCUCCCUCUUUCUUUCCUCAACAGCCAGUCUAUCUUCCAACCCCCUGUAAUGGCAUGCCAUGCCAUGCCAUGCCAUGCCAAGAACAAUGUGUAAAGGAACAAAAACUAUCCAAUGCAGCCAAGCCCACCCCCUCAGACCUUACCACUACCCUCUCUACCCUUAUGUGUUCCCCUAAAAGUUUAUUUGGUUGGUCUGGACUCACUUGUGGCCUUUGAUUAAAUUCCUAAGGGGCCUAAAAGAAGACACUUCUACUGCAGAGUGCUAGAGGCAUUUGAGCAAGGAUACCACUCCCCAACUCUGACAGUUGUGGUGGGGGGGAGGCACUUCUGGGGGAUGGAAACAAGAGCUCACAGGGCAGUAGAAGCUGUGACAGUCUAGUAGGCCCCGUGGGUUUUGUCCCUUCCCCCAUCACAUCAGAAUCUCCUGAAAUGAGAAAACAACAGAAGGAGGGGAUCCAAGGAAGCUGAUCUCCCACACUUCCCAGGCAGGGCAGAGGUGGGAGUCAAAUCCAGGGUGAGAGGUGGGUGGAGAGACCUGUUUGAGGUUGUGGCUGAUCCCUGGUACUAGCUUUCCCCCUGGGGGUAGGAAGCCCUAGGAAGAGGGGAAUAUGGGGUCCCCAGGGGAUUUUUCCUCCCUCCCCUGCAUGAGGCAGAGACAAGCUGCCUGCCAACCCCCUCCCUUGAGAAAUGGCCUUGCCCGGGAAUGCCCACCACAUAUACCCUCUUCUUUUUUCUAGUCAAACUCUGUUUACUCCUUGGCCUGCCUCCCUCCUUCCUCCCCUCUCAACCUUUACUUCUGAUUUCUAUUUCAUGGAAUUUGGGAUUGAAGUUAUACAACAGUGCCGCCAACACCAAGUCUUGCAGGAAAAAAAUACAAAGAAAUUUAACAAAAAAAAUAUAUUAAUAAAAAAGUUCAAAAAA